UGAAUUUAUGCCUAGGCAACCGUAACCUUAAAUAUUUUAGACUGAUGGUGAAACGUGAAAGCAAAAACUCUUUUAAUGCUCUUUAAAAAGAUCAAGGUCAAGCAACCAACCAGCCACUUACCCCUCAUUUGUUGAGAGCAGACCCACUCCACAUAAACACAACCAGUGUAACAAGGUUUGAUAAAUAGAGGGUGUUAAGAAGUAAAGUUAGAUUGGCCUUGUGUUGUGCUUUGUUUGUUGUCAAAAGGAAAGUGGGCACAAAUGGUUCACACAGCCUUGAACACUCAAGGAUACACAAAUAGACAAGCAUGUCCACAUGCUAUCAUGCCCAUAAGCCAUUAAUUGCCAUACCAGUGAGGGACCACUAGUCUGAUGUCUUGCGCCAUUCCAGCUGAAACAGAGAACAUUUUUAUUCUGAAUAUUUAGAGUUUGUAACACUCUGUGGAUGUGUUUGAUAAGAGAGACGGUCAGCUCCUAUCAAAUCUUUAGCUCAUGAAUCACCAUCUAUCUCAGUAAACGUGUCAUCUGCAUAUGUUUGGUUCUAGACACUCAUCAUGAACUCUAACACCGAAGCUUCGUCUACAAACCAAACCGACUGUGCUGAGGUCCAAGUGCCCAUGGAGGUUUUUAUGGCCAUCACCAUGGCCAGUCUUAGUGAAAACAUCUUGGUGGUUGUGGCAGUGAUCAAAAACAAAAACCUUCACUCUCCCAUGUACUGCUUCAUCUGCAGCCUGGCUGCGUUCAACACCAUCUCUGGACUCUUCAAGACCCUGGAGAACAUCUUGCUGUUGUUUAUCGAUGCUGGACAGCUGAACUCCACUGGUAAUUUCGAGCUGAAGAUAGAUGACAUCAUGGACUCGCUACUUUGCAUGUGCUUCCUAGGUUCAUUUUUCAGUAUCCUUGCCAUAGCUGUGGAUCGAUACAUCACCAUAUUCCACGCGUUACGGUAUCACACGCUCAUGACCAUGCGUAGAGUGGUGGUUAUUUUGUCAACCAUCUGGGUGAUGUGUGGCAUCUGCGGGGUGCUCAUGAUUGGGUUUUUCCAGAAAGCCAUGGUGAUGAUCUUCUUUGUCGUGCUCUUCUUCAUCGCUCUGCUCUUCAUCCUUCUGCUCUAUGUGCACAUGUUCCUGCUAGCACGCCACCAUGCCAACAGGAUCGCAUCUAUGCCAGGUGCCAGAUCUCGUCACAGUAGAAGCGGUAUGAGGGGGGCGCUGACGCUCACCAUUUUGAUUGGGGUGUUUCUGGUCUGCUGGGCUCCAUUUAACCUUCAUUUGCUGAUAAUUAUGAUCUGCCCAGAGAACCCGUACUGUGAAUGUUACCGCUCUCUCUUCCAGCUACAUGUUGUGUUACUGGCGAGUCACGCAGUUAUUGAUCCAGCCAUCUAUGCCUUCCGAAGCGCAGAGCUGAGGAACACCUUCAAGAAAAUGUUCUUGUGCACGGGUUCAGGGAUCUGUAAAGAGUGUAUCUGAGAGGGAGAAACAUGUCUGACCAGUAAGGGCCAGAUACCUUUUCAAAUGUGGAAUAAAGUAGGUGGUACAUGCAGAAGGAAAAAUUCAACUCACACGUGCUAAAAAAUCAAAAUGACAUUUAUUAAAUACAGAAAUAUGCAUGCAUUCAUUAACUGUAGCAGCUAAUUAACAUAAGGUAGGGUAAGAUAUUACCCUUAACAUUGCUCUUCACAAAAAUUUGACAUCUUUUCUGCAGUAGCCUACAGUCUUUCACAGAUAUCAUUCCAAAUAUUUGUAAACAACAAAAAGUUUGUAAAGAAUCACCAGCAGCUUGUACUUUUCCAAUAGAGGGAAAGAUCAGGCAUCUACAUGCAUAUAUUUUUAUACACUUGACAUUUAAAUAACACACAAUUUUACACAAAUAUCCUUUGUUUUCUUGACAUGCAUUUAGAGUUUUGGAAAUGUUCUUAAAUAAUUUCUUCUUGUAUUUUUUUGCAUGAUUUUUAACUUGCACUGUAAAACUUACAACCUUUAAAAAUGUCUUUAGUUGGUCUAACCUGAUUAAGUCAGGUUGACUUUGAUGUGAAUAAAACCAUUU
Molecule: messenger RNA, 2046 nt
Organism: Misgurnus anguillicaudatus (oriental weatherfish)
Lineage: Eukaryota; Metazoa; Chordata; Actinopteri; Cypriniformes; Cobitidae
Gene: mc2r
Product: melanocortin 2 receptor
Biological process (GO): G protein-coupled receptor signaling pathway
Cellular component (GO): membrane
Molecular function (GO): melanocortin receptor activity
Source: RefSeq, a predicted model, not a curated record